Alternaria burnsii is the source of this 1956-nucleotide messenger RNA. RefSeq lists its product as uncharacterized. The record is from RefSeq and is a predicted model, not a curated record. Lineage: Eukaryota; Fungi; Ascomycota; Dothideomycetes; Pleosporales; Pleosporaceae. The transcript is spliced from 7 exons. The coding region runs from base 1 to 1956 and encodes 651 amino acids.
AUGACGGCAGAAACGAUACCCAUCGAAAAUGGACAACAAGUCGGCGUUCUGGUGACUUCUUCAAUCUCCAUCCUAAUAGUCAUAGUCGCUGUGGGUCUGCGGAUCGUCGCCAAAAAGAUCGGGAACAGGAUUGAUUAUAGUGACUACUGUAUUGUCGCCGCCGCACUAUGGAAUACUGUAAUGCACGCGUGCUGCAUCUCACUAGUCACAUAUGGCGGUUUUGGAUUCCACACAACAGAGAUCUAUCACCGUUUCGGACCUGAGACGGCAACCUUCUUCUUCAAGGGAAUAAUGUCCUUCUCGAUACUUUGGAAUGCCACCGUGUGUUUCAGCAAACUAUCGAUUUUAUCCAUGUAUGCUGCACUCAUACCGAUGUCAUCUAUGUUGCAGUGGGCACGCACUCUCGGCGCUCUGGUUGUAAUGUGGAACAUCGCCAACAUACUCGCUGCUUUUCUGAUAUGCCGACCACUUGCCAAAAACUGGAACUUCGCAUUACCGGGGACUUGCGGAAGUCAACCGUCUUUUUACUUCUCAAUGGGGAUCGUCAAUCUCAUCACAGAUGCUGUGAUCAUCGCAUUGCCCAUGCCAUAUCUGUACAAAUUACGGAUAGCCUGGCGCAGGAAGCUAGCCGUUAUGGCUUUACUCAGCAUUGGAGUCGGAACCUGGGCCAUCACCAUAUACCGACAAACAUUGCUACCCAAUCUAGACUUCACGGAUAUGACGUACGAAGGUGUGCUCGCCACAAUACUUUCUGGACUGGAGCCUGCUGUCGCAAUCGUUCUGGCGUGCAUUCCGCUCAUGCGUCCUUUGUUCAGCAAGACAAGGAACGCCGCCAACUCCAGCUUUUCUUACGGAAGUAGCACGCACAUCAGUCUUUUCUCGAAGAAAGGAGGCAGAGCACCUGAUAUUGACCCGACCGCCACGUUCUCGGAACUGAUGGAUGACAAGGACGCUUCUUCACAAAUCGAGCUACAGCCUAUCAAGGCUUCGCAAAUAGUUCGUGUCUCAUCUGCAUGCGGUCAUCACAAACAAGUACCAGCCAACUCAAAUUAUGCCAUCACGAUCGAGAGAAGAUGGGAAGGGGUCGCCGAAAAGUCUGUUAGCCGCGAACAGCUUGAUAUCAUUCCUGAGGAAGCCAUCGGCGUUGAAUCGUAUUACUGGAGUGCUAGACACAGCCGGGCUCUGGGCUCGAUAUAUGAGCCGUUGCAAGCCACUUUCACGGCUUGGGCCGGCCUUGAGUUUCCGCUCCGCGACGAUAUCCGCUGUUUUGGUAAAUUCAGAUUAUUGGAUAGUCGUGAGGAGCACCCAGGUGUACUGCAAGAAUUCUCUGACCGAGACAUGGAAUUCGACUUGGAUAGACAAGAUACCUACCUAGGUACAGGACAACCAGAUCCACAAUACGGCUACAUUGUUGUUUUACAACAAUGUGUUCACGGCCAGCAUUCUAAAGCAGAUCAUAAGACCGGAACCUUCGAGAGCCAGGGAGGAGAGAUAAAUGACAAGGAAGAAAAACCCGAUGACAAAGAAUUCGUUGAGGUUACCGAAAAUCCACAGAUAAAUCCACAGAUAUCAUGGGUGGAGUCUGACAGUGCAGAAGCACUCUUUCUCCAAACAAAAAAUGAUACAACUCUACAACAAUUCCCCACCGAAGCCAAACAACUUCCCAACGCCAACAUGCAGCUCACCACCAUCCUCUCUAUCGCUAUCCUCGCCCUCGGUGCUGCUUCUCAGAAGACUGGACCUAACGGCAAGCGAAUCUGCGCUGGAGGUGCCAUCUCUUGCGAGUAUCAAAAGGGUCGUUGCGCCAACAUCUGUGGCGACUCUCAUGCAGACGGCUCUGGCACCCCUGCUUUCAUCGACCCCUCUUGCUCCUGCCCUGAGGGCCAGGCCGACAACUUGUACACUGGUGCUGCCUGUAUCGAUGUUUUCCGAGCUCUUGGCCGUCAAGGCUGCUAA